Molecule: messenger RNA, 3365 nt
Organism: Solenopsis invicta (red fire ant)
Lineage: Eukaryota; Metazoa; Arthropoda; Insecta; Hymenoptera; Formicidae
Gene: Rep
Product: rab proteins geranylgeranyltransferase component A 1
Exons: 11
Coding region: 737-2530 (597 amino acids)
Biological process (GO): small GTPase-mediated signal transduction; vesicle-mediated transport; protein geranylgeranylation
Cellular component (GO): Rab-protein geranylgeranyltransferase complex; cytosol; nucleus
Molecular function (GO): GDP-dissociation inhibitor activity
Source: RefSeq, a predicted model, not a curated record
GGCUUGUUUUCUAUUCCUGCACUAGACUGCACUGGAACGUUCCUUCUUGCUUUCGCUAACUUUGAAAGAGUCGCUGGUUGGCCGUGUACCAGUAAGCGUGUUUGUAAUAGAGUGAAAAAGCGCGGUUAGGAUUGCUGACGCAAUCCUCCUUACUUUUUGUUCAAUCAUAUUCUGUAUUCCUAUUUAAGCCUUUUGUUUCCCAUACAACUUUCUGCAAUGGCCAAAUCGUCCCUGCCCUAAACACUGGGGACGGGUGCCAAUUUUAAAAGAAGAAGAAGCUAACUUUGAAACAUCUAUCUAUUUCAUUUUAAGUGUACACUUAUUUAGAGAGUUCAGGAACAGAAAACAAACUGCUUGCUUCUUCCUUCGUCCAUGUUACUUGCAGUCAUCAAAUUUUAAAAUAAAAUGCGGUAUCAGCACGACAAAACUUGUUAGACUGCAAGUGAAUAAGUGAAAUUGUAAAGUGUAAUUGAAUAUAAAAUAAUUAAAUAUAAAAUAUAAUAUAAUAUAAAAUAAGUUUUUUGCAAGUUUUUUUGAAACUGGAAGAAUAAUCGCCACAUGUUUCCUGAGUUUUGAAUAAUUUCGUGCUUCCAACGUUAUCUGCGUCCGAUAUAAUUCAGUGGAUUUAUAAUUUAUUCGCCGAUACUCCUUCCCCCGCGCACCUUAAUCGUCGCGUACCUCUGUGAUCGCAUUGCACUCGAUCAGUUCAGAGGCGGCCGUCGUGGGAGAGGCAACCAUGGAGGACGAUCUGCCGACCGAAUACGAUGUGGUCGUCGUAGGAACAGGUAUGACCGAGUCCAUCGUCGCCGCGGCGGCAAGCAGGAUCGGCAAGAGGGUUCUACAUCUGGACAGCAACGAAUAUUACGGAGGGCUGUGGGCUACAUUUAAUUUCGAUGGCUUGCAAAAGUGGAUAGAAGAUUUAAAAAGUGUUAAAAGUAAUACUAGGAAUACAAAUGUUGAUUUGAAGAAGAAUGAAAAAUUUUUGAAGGCUAGUGACCAAUAUUCCACUGUUGAGAACAUUGGAGAAAUCUGGUAUAUUUCCAAUGACGCCGACCUACCUGAUGUUUCUUCGAAGGACACCCAGACUGAGAGUUCCGGGGAUAGUGCCGCAGUUGAGGGUGUGGAAAAGACUGAUCAGGACAAGGCAGACAAAAAGGAAAAUGUGAAACAAUGGAGCAUAGACCGUAUCAAGAAGGAGUAUAGAAGAUUUAAUAUCGAUUUGGCGCCUAAACUAUUAUUCGCCCGUGGUGAAUUAGUAGAACUGUUGAUUUCUAGCAACAUCGCACGUUAUGCUGAAUUCCGUGCAGUCUCUAGGGUCGCGACUUUUAUGGAUGGUAAACUUACGCAAGUUCCUUGCUCCCGUGCCGAUGUGUUCGCUAAUAAAACGGUUAGCGUGAUCGAGAAGAGAAUGUUGAUGCAGCUUCUAACAUCCUGCAUAGAACAAGGUGCCGAUAGUCCAGAGUUCGAUGGUUUCCGUGAUAAAACAUUCUUAGAAUAUCUUAAUACGAAAAAUCUUACGCCUAUAGUACAGCAUUAUGUUAUGCAAGCUAUCGCAAUGGCGACAGACAGAACGUCAUGUAGAGAUGGCGUUAAUCGUACGAAGCAUUUUCUCAAUAGUCUUGGACGUUAUGGAAAUACGCCCUUCUUAUGGCCUAUGUACGGAAGCGGAGAACUGCCUCAAUGUUUCUGCAGACUGUGCGCAGUCUUUGGCGGAAUUUAUUGCUUAAAGAGACAAUUAGACGGCGUGGUAGUUAGCGAAGAUAAAUGCAAAGCCAUUAUCAGUGGAAGACAGAGAUUGGCUUUGGAGCAUUUAGUUGUAGGGCAGGGACACUUGCCACCAGAAAUCGUAGCCUCUGAGGGAGAAAAUCAAAUUUCGCGCGGAAUUUUCAUUACUGACAGGUCAAUUAUGCAAGGUGAAAAGGAAAGUCUAACUCUUUUGUAUUAUCCGCCAGAAAAAUCCGACCAAGAAGCCGUUACUCUAAUCGAAUUGGGACCAUCUACUAAUGCAUGUCCUCAAGGAUUGUUCGUAGUUCAUAUGACGUGCAAACGUACUAAGAAUGCAAAGGAGGAUCUAGCAUACGUUGUGAACAAGUUCCUAAGAGCAGAACCGCUUGACCCGAAUGCUGUACGUAGUUCUGAUUCUCAUACUCAAACAGUUUCUCCUGAUAAACGACACCUUCAGGAUGACCGACAAGAAAAGGAAGCAAUUGAGUAUCCAGUACCUCAAGUAUUAUGGUCUCUGUAUCUGAAUUUACCUGCGAGCGACAUUAAAUUAAGCGAGUCUGCACCAAGUAAUAUACACCUAUGCUCUGGACCGGAUCUUGAGCUCGAUUUUGACUUUGCUGUGAAUCAGGCUAAGAAUAUUUUUAAGUCUAUGUAUCCAGAUGAAGACUUUUUACCACGUGCACCUGAUCCAGAGGAAAUUGUUUUGGAGGGCGAUGAAGCGCCGGGUCCAAAAUUCGAGGUCGGUGAUAUGGUGGAGGGUGAAGAGAAACAAGACGUUGAAAAGGCCGAAAAAGAAGAAGAAUGAACGACUACCAUAUAAUGCUUUUGCGUCUCUAUUGUCAAAAAGCAGACAAGGCUUUCGCGCCUUUAGUGUCUUUUAUCUUCAUCGUUAUUGCAUUUCCUUAUAAACGUAUUCGAAAAAAAAGAAAAAAAACACGAGAUACAGAUUGCGAAAUAGUAGUAACGAGAAGUUUCACGACAUUAACGUUAUUUGUUAAUUGUUCGUACACUUUUACAUAUUGCUUUUUUGUUCAUUUAGAAUAUUUUUAUUGUUGAAGGAUUGUUUAUUCCUGAUUCAUUUCUCACAGUGCUUUUAGUGCUUUUGCAUUUCACAUUUUACUAGUAAAAGUGAGCUUUGGCAAGAGAAAGACACAGACUCGUUAGAAGAGCACAAGUGCAUUUACGAAAGUGAAAAGUUUACGAAAUUAUCAUUGGGUUGAUAUAUAUUUUAUACUGCGAUUCAAACGUUAUAUAUGUAUUUUGUUUUAUUUAAUAAUUUUUUCUGUGUAAUUAAACAGCAAGAAUAAAAAAAAUGCAGAUGCAUUUUGAAAUCCAUUUUAGGUAGAUGUAGUGCUCGUAAUCACUAGACUUAAAAUAUACUUUGUACACCGUAUAACAAUACCAUCAGAGAUAAGAAUGGGAAGAUAUGUGGUGUCACGCUUUGAUACUUCAGUAGAUAUUGACAGCAUUGCAUAUCGCAAUUUACAUAUAAAAUAUUGUAUGUGCACGAGCCAUUAGUCAUUUAGAUAGACAUCGUGACAUAUUGGGAUUAGUUUGUAUUACAUGCAUUAUACAUCAAUGGAUAUACCUUUAAUGCGCUGUCAUUAUAUAUCUGUAAUAAACAUGAGAGAAAAAAAUGA